This is a messenger RNA of Diabrotica virgifera virgifera (western corn rootworm), 2094 nucleotides long. RefSeq lists its product as uncharacterized. Bases 1 to 2094 code for a protein of 697 amino acids. Gene Ontology annotation, biological process: proteolysis. The record is from RefSeq and is a predicted model, not a curated record. Gene Ontology annotation, molecular function: aspartic-type endopeptidase activity. The transcript is spliced from 4 exons. NCBI's taxonomy places the organism in Eukaryota, Metazoa, Arthropoda, Insecta, Coleoptera, Chrysomelidae.
AUGACGGAAGGUUUAGUAAGAAAGAGAGGGACUAUUAAGGGAAAAUUAACUAUUUUUACAAAAUUUGUAGAUAGUAGUAAUAUUGUUGAGGGGAAAAUUAAUGACGAACAAUUUCUUAUUGAAUUUGAAAGUAGAUUAUCUAGAGCGGAGAGACUGUUGGAUGAAUUUGAAGAAAUUGAACAAGAAAUGUUGGUUUUAGAUGACAAAUAUAAUGGAGAGUCUGAAUUAAUAAAUUUUGAAAACUUAUUUUAUAAAAUUAUUUCGAAAGCUAGAAAGAUUGUGAAUGACAGUAGAUAUCCUGGUAAUGCUAAUGAUAAUCAAAGUUUGGUCAGUGACGUAUAUGGUGGGGGGGCUAAGAUUAAGUUACCUCCAAUUCCGAUAGCAAAUUUUGACGGUUCUGUAGAAAAUUGGUAUGACGAUACUCCCAUGUUGGUUGAUUAUCAUUUAGAUGCGUUGUUGUUGUUUCCAAAUAUGGUAAAGGAGUCAGCUGAUCAUUUGAGAAAUAUGUUGGAUACUAUGACAGAAACCCUGUUAACGUUGGAAAAGCUUGACAUUUCAGUGGAAAAUUGGGAUCCAAUAGUUAUACACUGCCUAACAAAAAAAUUUGACGACAUUACAUUUAGAUGUUGGGAGGAAAAGCGGCCAAAGGGAAAAGUGGCUACUUUGGAUGAAUUCAAAACGUUUUUAAAUGAAAGGGUAGAUACUUUAAAGAAUAUUGAGAGGAAUUCAAAAAAGGUUAAGGAAAAUAAGGAACAUAGCGCUGGUAGCCACAAUAACAGAGGACAUAAUAAAUGGCAACGACAUAAAUCAUUUGUGAACACAGAGUCAAACUUAACAGAGACUAAUACAUUCAGUGUAACAAGUCAAGAUCCGUUUUGUCAUUAUUGCAAAAAUAAACAUUACAUUAAUAACUGCGUGGAAUUUGGGAAAUUAAGAACUUUUGUGAGGUACGAACAAGCAAAAAAGUUGGGCCUUUGUCUAAAUUGUUUAAAAAAGGCAAAUCAUACAAGUAAAUACUGUAAAGCAGGUAACUGUAGGAAAUGUGGACAAAAACACAACACGAUGUUACAUUAUGAUGUAAGACCAAAUACAGCUACGGAAGUUGGUCGACCUGGUGGUAACAAAGAAUAUGAUGGAGCGAAAGCUGGAGAAACUGGUAAUAGUGGUGGUUUGCAAAUUGGAACGUCUUCUUCACAGGCGUUAGAGGUUACACAGCAUGUUGGGUCGGUUGUUUUGGAUAAUGGGAUAGAGGUACCAGGAGAAAUACUAUUAGCAACCGCAUUAGUACAGGUGAUGGCAAAGGAUGGCUCAUGGCAAACAUGUCGUGUUUUAUUGGAUUCUGGGAGUCAGCCAAACCUGAUUACUUCUGAGUUAGCUGGUAAGUUGGAACUUCAACAAGAUACAGUCACAAUCAGAAUUUUUGGUAUCAAUCAAAAGUCUUCUGGUGUUAGUGGCAGAUGUAUGGUUUCAUUUAAGUCAUUGCAUAAUAAUUUUCAGAAAACAAUUUCAUGUUUGGUUGUGGCAAAGAUCUGUGGUUUGAUACCUAGUCAAAAUCUAAAUAUAUCUCAAUUAGAUAUACCCCCUCAUUUACCGCUAGCUGAUGCUGGAUUUGGAUUUUCUGGUAAAGUGGACAUGUUACUAGGUGCCGAGAUGUUUUAUAGUCUUCUUUGUGUGGGACAGAUUAAAUUAUCUGAGUUUCAACCCGUGUUGCAGAAGACAUUGCUGGGGUGGAUACUGGCUGGACCGAUGCAGAAUCCACAGACGUAUAACUCAACUAUGUGUAAUUUAAAUGUAGUUGACAUUCAAAAUCAGUUGGAGAAAUUUUGGGCCGUGGAAGAAAUUCCUCAAGAGAGGCAGUCAUUGUCUGUUGGUGAAUUAGAGUGUGAGAGAGCAGAGACAACAGAGGAAUUAUUGGAAUUAUGUACCCAGAUGGUCUCAAUACUAAAAGCUGGAGGUAUGGAAUUACGGAAGUGGGUAUCAAAUGAUGAAGAAGUGCAACGGAAGUUAGACAGUUCAGUCUUGGUUGAUCAGUUCCGUCAUCACAUCAGGGAGCUGGGAUUGCGAUUUGACAACGGUUGUGUGACGAAGGGUUGA